This is a messenger RNA of Daphnia carinata, 987 nucleotides long. RefSeq names its product serine protease ami-like. The coding region runs from base 66 to 884 and encodes 272 amino acids. The record is from RefSeq and is a predicted model, not a curated record. The transcript has 6 exons. Lineage: Eukaryota; Metazoa; Arthropoda; Branchiopoda; Diplostraca; Daphniidae. Gene Ontology annotation, molecular function: serine-type endopeptidase activity. Gene Ontology annotation, biological process: proteolysis.
AAUAUGCGAACACAAGCCGAACGGUUUCCAUUUACUGCUGUGUUUUGUAGCUUGAAAGACGAAAGAUGAAGCUUUUGCUCCUUCUUGCUGCUACGUGUACUGUCUCAGGAAUACGUGACCGCAUCACGGACGGAGGAUUGGCUUCCCCAGGGCAAUUUCCGUAUGUCGUCUCAGUUACUGAAAAUGGUCGUCACAUUUGCGGUGGAUUCAUUUAUAGUGCGAGGUGGAUCGUCACGGCAGCAUCCUGUGUCUUUGGGAAAUCCAUGCUGACUCUCAACGUGGUUGUCGGACAGUUCAACCUUAUAAAUCCAGACGUUAACGAAAAGAUUAUGGAUGUCUAUACGAUCACUGUUUUUCCUGAGUACGACAGUGCGAUCAAACGACAUGACAUCGCGCUUAUUAGGCUGAAAGAAAAUAUUUUGUUCGAUGAUGGAUAUGUUGAUUUCAUCGCAUUUAACGAAGCCGAUAUUUCUAAAAAAGGAGUGAUUAUGGGAUGGGGUGCAACCUUUGACGGUGGGUUGGAGUCUGUCAAUUUACGCUAUGCGGGCGCUGCUAUCUUUCCGACCAGCGAUACAGUACCAUGUGGCAAUUAUGCCAACACCGAGUUUGACACCACGACCAUGAUUUGCAGUACAGUAUCCUUGGCUGCAGUUCCAAGUGGCUCUGCUUGUCAGUAUGACGAAGGAUCCCCAUUCGUGCAAGAAUUUACUGAUCCUGCCGAUCCUUCAUUGGUAAUCCCAACUGCUGUUGGCAUCUUUUCUAAAACUGAGGGCUGCAGAUCGGAUAGUCUAGGAGUUUACACUCGUCUGUCCGUCUAUACUACAUGGUUGCUGGAAACAGCCGGACAACAACCAACGCGUUCGCACAACAGCUCCUAUUUCUAAACGACGAAAAAACUAACGCUUUCACCUCAUUGUAUACCAAAAUCCAACACAGCCCAAAAGUCUCAAAUGGCAAUUUACUAAAAUAAAAACGUUAACUCAGCUA